Messenger RNA from Pichia membranifaciens NRRL Y-2026, 1512 nucleotides. RefSeq lists its product as hypothetical. The coding region runs from base 1 to 1512 and encodes 503 amino acids. NCBI's taxonomy places the organism in Eukaryota, Fungi, Ascomycota, Pichiomycetes, Pichiales, Pichiaceae. Gene Ontology annotation, cellular component: endoplasmic reticulum membrane. The transcript has a single exon. Gene Ontology annotation, molecular function: GDP-Man:Man(3)GlcNAc(2)-PP-Dol alpha-1,2-mannosyltransferase activity. Gene Ontology annotation, biological process: protein N-linked glycosylation. The record is from RefSeq and is a predicted model, not a curated record.
AUGAACAUAAAACCAAUUGAUGUAUAUGAUUCCAAUCGGAGAAAACUGUUUGGAUUUUUCCACCUUUUCAGUUAUGCACUUGGCGGUGGUGAGAAGGUACUUUGGGAAGCAGUGAUUUCUACCCUAGAAAAUGACUAUAACAAUGUUGCUGUUAUUUAUACAUUCACUCCAUCAACAGACACUUCUAUUUACUCAAUUCUACUUGGCGUCAAAGAAACUUUUGGAAUCGACUUUCUCCGCAGUGAUAGAGAGUACUUGAGAGAUAGAAUUGUAUUUAUCCAUUUGUCUGAUAAAUACAGCUGGCUCAUUAACGGAAGUUCAUACCCAGUUUUGAGCAUGAUUGGUCAGGCUAUUGGAAGUGUCUUUUUAGUAAUGUCUGGAUUUCAACAGGUUACUCCGGAUGUCUUCAUUGACACAAUCGGUAUCCCAUUCACUUAUAUGCUUGUCUAUGGCUUUUUGCAUAUUCCGAUCAUCUCUUAUAUUCAUUAUCCAACGGUGAGCAGAGAUAUGUUGAAGGCCGCAAAAAACAUAGGUGGUAUUUAUGGGAUAUUAAAAUAUGGUUAUUGGUGGGUCCUACUACAGCUUUACUCUCUUAACAUAAUCUGGGUUAAUAUUGCCCUGUACAACUCUACCUGGACCGCUGAAAAUGUCAUGUCGGCGUUAGGCUGGGCUGGAGAUGAUGCUGAGAUCGAGGAAAACAUCCUAUAUCCUCCAUGUGUUAGUUUUGAUGAUUACGAUUUUGACAAAGUUUCUAUCCCCGAACUCUUGUUAAAGAAGAGAGAGAAAAAUAUAGUUUACUUGGCCCAAUUCAGACCUGAAAAACGUCACAAGUUACUAAUUCAACACUAUAAAGAAUACUUGCAACAAUAUGAAGAAAAGGGAAUCAGCGAGCCACAUAAAUUGGUGUUUAUUGGUGCUUUACGCCAAGGGAAAGAUGAAGAAUAUGUGAAAUCAUUAAAAGAUUUGAUUGGCGAACUUGAAAUUCCAUCAGAAUUAAUCAUUUUUGAAUUGAACGCACCAACUUCAAAUGUUGAGAAAUGGCUUCAAAAUUCUGAUUUCGGGAUAAAUUGUAUGUGGAAGGAACAUUUUGGGAUUGCUGUUGUUGAAUAUAUGCUCAAUGGUGCAAUUCCUCUAGUACACGCCAGCGCUGGCCCAUUAGAGGAUAUUGUCAUUCCUAGGGUUGAUGGCCAUGCUUUAGGAAAGGGUGAAUCAAAAAAACAUCUCAAGGUGGAAGAUGAUGAAAGGUCGGGACUUUUUUUCAAGGAUGAGACUGAUCCGGACUACAACAAGGCAAAUGUUGAAACAUAUCCUACUUUAACAGACAUGCUAUUGAGUGCAAGCGGUUUGACAGACGUUUACAAGAACAAGAUGCGUGAAAACGCAAUUUACGUUUCGAGAGAGAAAUUUGGACGGGGAGCAUUUACCACGAAAUGGGAUAAGUGUAUUUCUGAGGUUUUAGCGACUGAGAAUGAGCACAGAGAUAAAAGAGGUACUGUUGAACGAGUUUACUAA